This is a messenger RNA of Acanthaster planci (crown-of-thorns starfish), 2589 nucleotides long. It is a transcript of the gene c7orf25, whose product is annotated as chromosome 7 open reading frame 25. The record is from RefSeq and is a predicted model, not a curated record. NCBI's taxonomy places the organism in Eukaryota, Metazoa, Echinodermata, Asteroidea, Valvatida, Acanthasteridae.
UGUAACGGAACCAGACCAAUAAUCAUGUUGUUUGCUGAUACCCUGACGUCUACUGUGCAAAGAUAUGGCACUUUUUAAAGGACCUACCUAAUGUAAAUGGCUUUAUUACGUGUACUUGUAUUUCGAACUCAAGAAAGUCGAGUUCAUACGUCCGGUCCACCACCGCAGUGACACUGUGAAAUUCCAAUUUCGUUUGAGGAAGUAAGGAGCAGUGCUUGAGUCACAGCAUGGCGGUGAGUAUGGAUGAGGCCACUGGUGAGGCACUCCAAGGCUUGCUGAGCUGGGCAGAGGAGCUGCUGAGUCGAGCCCAGGCGCUUCAGGCCAAAAAGGCGGGGAUCGCGGGGAUCGGGAAGCUCAUCAAAAAAAUCCACUCGGAGCGCACCUUUGUGAAAUCGCUGCAGAACGACAGCGUGGCUCUCAAGGGGAACCAGCUGAAGAGCACCAACCUAAGCCACCUAGAGGGCGUCCUGCACAGCGCCGAGUCCUUCGGCCGGGUCCUGGGCGUGCUCCUCCCCUUCCAUUACGAGGCCGACGAGGGCCAGGAGGGCACCGUGGUGGUGGACUCGGUGGCACGGGGUGGGGCAGCCUGGGUGAAAGUGACGGCCCGUAAGGCCAGGGCGCUGCACCGGAAAUGGGAAGAGGAGGGGGAAUACGGAGAACAUGACAUUGUGGAACAGGCCAAGCAGUAUCUCCGAGCCAGCCAGCAACACCCGAUCAACUACCAGCCACCUGCUGUUCACGUGGUCUUCUACAGCGGCGUCACCCAAGCCAUAGUCGAUGACCUGGCCGAGCUUGGCAUCAAGGCACACGGUCAGGUCUUCUCGACGGUCGCAGAGAGCCAAAAGGCAACAUUACAGAUGCCAAUGAUAACAGAGUCUCAGAUGGAUAUGCUGGCCAGCCAAUCAAGCGAGGAGGACAACCGUAAGGUGAAUCUGGACGUGACCACCCUGGUAGCGCUGGUCUCGGACCUGACGCACGGCGGCUGCUGGCAUUCCUUCGCCGAGCCUCUCAUCCAGGAGUUGGCCCAGCAGGAAAGAGAGCAGCCCGUGGUGGGAGAGAUGGAGCAGUUCUUGCAAGACAAAGAACUCUACGCGUGCCAGACAGCAAUCAACGACUUCCAAAAAAUCCUCGCCACCAUUGCCGGGCCGCAGGAACGGGAGCGUGCCCAGCAAUUACUUGCACGAAUCACCCUGGUAGAGGACAACCCAUCAGAUCGGGCUAGCCAGCUGGAAGAGAGCCACCGGAUCAAGCACAGGGCCAAGGUGAUCUUUGGUACCGGCGACAAAAUGAAGGCCAUCACCACCACGGCAAACGUCGGCUUUGUGCGAGCAACAGGAAAUAAGGGCGUCAGUUUUGCAGUUCACAUACACCAGUCGCGAGCCCUGACCGAGAAGAAGAGGAGCUCCGACACACACGCUCAGCAAGGCGCCACCUGCAGACCAUCCAGUGAAGCAACGUUAGGCGGGAGUAUACGCUCGGGUCGAGACAGCUCGGCAAACAACUGCCCAGCCUUCGGCACAGCCGUUGGGCCCACAUUACAAAAGUGUCCCUGAGAGUAUAUUAACCUGAAUAUAUUCGUCACAACGUUCGCCCUGCAGUAACCAGGCGUUAACGUUCCACCAUUCGAUGGUUCUCAAACAGAUGGGAGUAAACGUAUUGAAUAAAGAAAACGCUGUGUUCAGUUGCCUGUACGUAAAUAUAAAUUGAAAUCUACUUGAAUCAUCUGUUCUUCCACUUUUUCCUGACGUUACAUGUUCUGAGUGACAGUUUAGUGAAUUCUUUGCACAAGAAACAAACACACACACGCUAGAUUUUCUAGAAAAGAAGUGGCAAGAUGUGUGGAGUUCAGUUGCAGAAAGUGCCACCUCCUUGUUUUGCAGGCUAGUUCUUUUCGUACUUGGGUUUUGUGUGGCAUUUUUGUAUUCGUUUGUUUGUUUGUUUUGGAAUUGAAUUGAAUUGAAUUGUCGAGUAUUUGGAGUCCAGUUUGGAAAUGAAUUUUUUUUUUACUCGAUGAUGCAUUUGCGGCAUAAAGCUUCUCUUGAACUGAUUGUUGAAAAAAAAAUUCGAAAAAGAAGGCGAAGAGGGCCAAACUUUCUUUCUUUCACUUGCCUUUUCUUACAAGGGUUUUGAACACAAUGUAAAGUGAAAUUCAAAAUCUAAAAAUGCGUCCGGUGUCUAGUAGUGUAGUCGUUCCCCUAAAUUGCUUGUUUUUUCAAGGCCUGCAAAAGCAAAAUGAUUGUGUGUGAUUUCAAAUGUAACAAUUCUAUUUGACAGACACAAUAUUUUGGGCAGAAUUAUGACGUAUGAUUUCUCAUGAAUCCAGCUCAUUUGAUUUGUAUUUCAAAAGUCACAAGAUGUGAAGUGAAUUUCAGUUUAUUUAGUUUUGCCAAAUUGUAUGUCUUUGUUUUAGUUGAGGCAUCAAAUAUUUCUUUUGUUGAAGAGUUUUAUGCAUUCAUCAAGAUCUCAAGUGAGGAGUAGCUUAUUGUAACAAAUUUAGAACUUGGUUCAGUUAUUUUACUGAUGCAUUCUAAAGGGACUGACUGGAAGUUGCUUCAGAAUAAAACUCACCAAAAAUGGAAACGGCAAAAA